CCCCUGAAUGCCAGUUGCUGAAAACCGUAGGAGGGGAGAAGCUUCCCCUUGGGGCAUCCGGUUGGCCACUGUGAGAGCAGGAUGAUUGUCUAGUUCGUGCCCUUCGGCCUGAUGCAGGAGGCUCAUCCUCUUUUAUUGGAUCAUAAGUUAAGUUUGGGGAAGCAGUUUGUUGAAGGGCAGUCAGGGGAGUUGAUUGAUUGUUGCAAACCUCUGCUAUCCUUUCCGCGCUGUUUAUGCAUGGGUCCAGGUCACUCCACCCCACGAGAAACUUCAGACUGAUUCUGGCGUGAAUCUCAUCUCGCCUUCUCUUUUCGGGAGAGCGCCCUUUUGCACAGAACAAACGGAACCAUUCCGUCGCGGAACGAGUUCCUGGCCGGAUUCUUUAUGCGUGGCGCUCCCCUUUUCUCCCGCUUCUCCCGUCAUGGAGGCAACGGGCUUGUUCACCCUGCUGUUUCCUCUGCCUUUGCUAUGGCUGCUUUCUUCCUGGUGGCUGAGGCGGCAACGCGGAGCGAGGUGGCGGCUGGGGAGCGACCGGAGGCUUUUCGCCGUCGGACCGGCGACGCGCGCCCUGUUCGUGACGGCGCACCCUGAUGACGAAGCAAUGUUCUUCGCCCCCACCAUCCUCAGCUUGGAUCAAGCCAGGCUAUGGCUGCUCUGCGGGUCCACAGGGAAUUACUACAGCCAAGGGGAUGUCCGGAAGAAGGAACUCCUGGACAGCUGUUUGGUUCUAGGGAUCCCGCCUUCCAAUGUGACCAUCAUUGACCACAGAGAUCUUCCAGACCACCCAUCUGUCGAGUGGGACACUCAGCUGCUCUCCGCUCUGAUCCUUAAGCAUGUCAAGACCAACCAGAUCAACCUGGUAGUGACCUUUGACGCGAGAGGAGUGAGCGGUCACCUGAACCACAAAUCCCUUUACACCGCUGUCAGGCACCUGCAUUCCGAGAAGAAGUUUCCAGAAGGUUGCCAAGUCCUCACCCUGGAGACGGUGAACCUUUUCCGCAAGUAUAUCUCCAUCCUAGAUGCCCCCAUCAGUUACCUUCGGAGCCCGGAUGUUCUGGUUGUGUUGGCAAGAAAGGAUGCAGACUUAGCCAAGAGAGCCAUGCAGUGCCACCACAGCCAGCUCCUCUGGUUCCGACGCCUCUACCUGUUCUUCUCGCGCUACGUGGUGAUCAACUCGCUUCGCAGCCUCUGACAGGGAAGGGCCCUUUUACUCUCAGGAUGCUUGGGAGAUUGGCAGGAGCGAGAGAGGCUGGAGGAGGGAGAUCCUCCUUAAAACUCUCACUGAGCCGAGGAGGGCACAAGGUCUUUCCAUCCCGCUGACGCAGUCUGGCUGAGAUGACGGAUGUCCGAGAAACUAAGCACUGAUCUGUGCCCGAUUCUGCGAAGGCGAGCAAGACGGAAAUUUACAAGGCGACAUAGAUUAUAUGAGAGAUGGGCGCCGAAGGAGAGGAUUUAUCCUGGAAUGACUUCACUUUGCCAAUGUUUACAGUGUGCCAACUUUUUUCAAAAGUCUCUUUUUAUCAUUCCACUUACGCACCACUUCCUGUAAAAGCACCUCAAAGCGAUUUAGCAAUAAAUGGACACAGUUGCUGAAAA
Molecule: messenger RNA, 1596 nt
Organism: Podarcis raffonei (Aeolian wall lizard)
Lineage: Eukaryota; Metazoa; Chordata; Lepidosauria; Squamata; Lacertidae
Gene: PIGL
Product: phosphatidylinositol glycan anchor biosynthesis class L
Exons: 7
Coding region: 422-1192 (256 amino acids)
Biological process (GO): GPI anchor biosynthetic process
Cellular component (GO): endoplasmic reticulum
Molecular function (GO): N-acetylglucosaminylphosphatidylinositol deacetylase activity
Source: RefSeq, a predicted model, not a curated record